UUAAAAUCAUUUUUAGCUAUCUAUGUUUUUAACCUAAACUUUUGAGGCUACAGUAGUUAAAAAAUAAUUUAAUUUUCAUGUUAUAUUACUUUCAUAUCUUUUUCUGUAUUAAUUUAUAAUGAAUUAUUCAGUGGGAAGUAUAGCUGAUUUGAUAUCUGGAAAAAAUACUCCAAACAAACCAAAAUUUGUAGAGAAGGUUAUCAUUCAACCAAAUGAUCAAUCCAAAAAGUCUCAAUCUGAUGUGGAAUAUGAAGAUUACAGCAAUAAAAACCGCAUAAAUAGUAAAUCUUCAAAUAUAAAAGGCCGAAAAGAAGUAGCAAAGAACAGAAAUAAAUUAACUACUUAUGAAGAGAGUAAGAAUGGACCAGUGUCUAUUCAAAGAAGCCCUGAGAAAGGAACUUUUCCAAAACACAAACAGAUUGACAAGCCACUGAAGAAAGAACGUGAUGAAGAACAAGAAAAUAAAACAAUAUUUGUAGGAAAUGUCCCUGUAGGAGCAAAUAAAUUAAAACUAAAAAAAUUGUUUGGGAAAUUUGGUAAUAUAGAAUGUAUUCGAUUAAGAUGUGCAGCUCCUGAUGAUCCCAAUGUUUCAAAGAAACUAGCAGUUAUAAAGAAAAGAUUUCACCCUGAUAGAAAAAGUUUACAUUGCUUUAUAAGAUUUCAGAAUAGAGAAGAAGCAUGUAAAGCAUUAGAAAUGAAUGGUUUCGAGUAUAAAAGCCACCAUUUAAGAAUUAAUAUGGCUCAAAAUGAAGAAAAACCAGAUGAAAAUAAAGCACUUUUUAUUGGAAAUAUACCAUUUGAUGCUGAAGAAGAAGAUUUAUGGACAAUAUUUGAAACUGUGGGUGCAAUUUCUUCAGUGAGACUUGUAAGAGAUUCAAAAACUUCCAUGGGAAAAGGUUUUGGUUAUGUUAACUUUCAGUCCUCAGAUUCUGUUGAACUUGCUUUAGAAAGAAAUGAUUUUCAACUAAAAAAUAGACUCUUAAGAAUAUGCAGAUGCAGUAAUUCAGCUGGCAAAAAGUCAAAGAAUAAAAGAGGAAGAAAAAAUCAGAGUAAUUUU
Messenger RNA from Agrilus planipennis (emerald ash borer), 1057 nucleotides. RefSeq names its product RNA-binding protein 34. The annotation marks the transcript as partial. Gene Ontology annotation, cellular component: cytosol. The transcript has 4 exons. The record is from RefSeq and is a predicted model, not a curated record. Gene Ontology annotation, molecular function: mRNA binding. NCBI's taxonomy places the organism in Eukaryota, Metazoa, Arthropoda, Insecta, Coleoptera, Buprestidae.